AUGCCCAAAUUAAAGAUUCCAGUUGUACAAGUACUACUAGUAGCCAUAUCCUUCUUACUAGUGCUACAACAAUGUUGCCAAGCCUCCAUGCCACAAUAUCAUCCACCAUUGCUCUCUUCAAAUCUCUGUCUUUCUGAUCAAAGUGAUGCAUUGCUGAAGUUGAAGAAGUCCUUGGCCAUCCAUGCAAAUGGCCACGACAAAAUGGCAUCGUGGAAUGAUGGAGUGGACUAUUGCACGUGGGAAGGUGUUACUUGCGACUCCUCCACUGGUCACAUCGUGGGUCUCGACCUCAGUUGUGAUGAAAAACUAUCUGGUACACCUAUCCUAUAUUGUUGUCGUCAGCUUCAUGAGCAACUUCAAGGAGACUUCAUCUCUCACUUGUCGUACCUCCAGAGUCUCAAUCUGGCCAACAAUUGCUUCAAUGGCUCAAUGAUCCCCUCAAGUUUUGCCCGAUUAACCAGUUUGACUUAUCUGAAUCUCUCGCAUUACUAG
Messenger RNA from Linum trigynum, 492 nucleotides. NCBI's taxonomy places the organism in Eukaryota, Viridiplantae, Streptophyta, Magnoliopsida, Malpighiales, Linaceae. The record is from the annotation of a GenBank genome assembly.